AUAAACGCGGGAAGUGCAGUCUCGCCUCACAACAAGUUAUAUACCAAAGUCAUUAAAAAAAUGGGGAGCGCUUUCUACUAGUUCCAGCUACGCACCUCCUUCACCUUUAUAUUAAAGAGGAUAUUUUUAUAAUUUAGACAUGACAGUUAGUAAAAAGAAUUCUCCCUAUUUCACAUGGGGCUGUGCAGAUGAUUUAGCUUUUCGGUUGAAGAAAACAUUGUAUUGCAGUGAAGAUAAUGACUGUUACGAAUCUUCGUCAGUUGCUUUGACAGAUGUUGCAGUAUCUAUGCUUCUGGACACAGCAACUUGUUCCCGUCGAAAGAUCACACAGCGUUAUGCUAGCUCUUUAACAAGGCAACUACCAAUUUCACCAUGUGCCCUUAUGAUGGGCAUUCUGUAUUCUGAACGGCUACGACAACUUAACCCUUCUUACUUAGAACGUGUUUCCUCAUCUGAUAUUUAUGUAGUUUCCAUGCUUGUUGCAACAAAAUUUCUUCAUGAUGAAGGAGAAGAAGAAGAAAUAUUCAAUAACGAGUGGGCUGAAGCUGCUGGACUUGCUGUAUCGACUGUAAAUAAACUAGAAAGAGAAUUCUUAGAUGCAAUGAAUUGGAAUGCAUACGUGAGUCCCUCAGACUUCUUAGAUUUUUGUACGAAAAUGGAAACAAAGAUAGCUUUUAAGUACGGACUCCAACGUGGCUGGUUCUCCUACACAGAUUUAACACAGUUUUUAGCUGCAUCACCUUACCAGAAGAUUUUAAAGGGGAUUAUCGAAAGUACUGUUAAGAUCAUUGGUGGGUGCGCACUUGUCUACGGCAUGUCCUUAAGUCUACUGGCGACAUCAGUUAUGUGUUACACUGCAACUACAUCGGUGCAACAAGUCAACGAAUUACGCCCUGAACAGGUUUCGUCGAGUAACUACACUACUUCAGCUUCUGCUAGUUAUCGGCCUUUUGAAAAUCGUUGUUUAACUCGCACAAGAAGAAACCAACCCAUUGACCAAUCUCAUGGAGAUGCACUGGACGAUGAUACUAUGUUACCUGGAAAUGAAACUGAACUUGAGAAUCUUCUCCGCCACGACAAACAGCACAAUAUUACUUCCAUCAAUGUUACGCAUUCCAUACAGUCUAGGAACAGUUGUCAAUGUGUACGUGACAUUUCUAAAUGCUUCGAAUCUCCAUUUCGUUAUUUACACUACCAAACAAGCCUUCACCUGUCCGUGGACUUUUCAUACGCACGUGCAUUCUGCAGUGAUUUCUUCGACCUUGACCCUGGCAAUUAUUGUGAGUGCAACUCUGAGACGGUAAAGUCGACUACCUAUCGGGAUCAAUAUGACUUUAUGAAUAAGGUAUCGAUUGGACGAAAAAUUUACGAAGGCCAUGUAGUCGCGAAGCCUACAUUAUUUGGAAUGUUAGUUAUGUAAACUCUGUUUUGUGUUUCAUUUCGUCCUGAAACUGUCUUUGCAAUAUACAUUUUAUCGUUUAUUCUGUUAUGUCUUAUUCAUAUGAGAUUUUUGUCGCUUUUUUAUAACAAUUUUGCAGGGUAAUGUUUAAGAACUGAAAGCGCAAACGCAAACAACAUACACAUGCGUAAUAUUAAUUUUAAAAAAAGUUUUUGCUUGCAUGGGUGUUCACACAGUCCUUUUCUUGCGCUUUUGUUUGCGUGACAAGUGUAAACCAGUAUAAACAUUCCCAGUUAGCUGAUUUAAGAGAAUUUAAAAAAAGCCUCACCAAGGUGGCAAUGAAUUAAAGGAAUUUUAAAAUUCGAAGGAUUUAUUUAGUUUGGUCUGAAAAAAGUCAUGACACUCAUUUCUGAAUAAAAAACUCGCAGGUUGUUUUUUUCAUUGAAUCUUUUCAAAUUUUGAUUAUUGCGUGUUUACAUUUUGAGGUAUGAGGUGAGCACAUACCCAAUGUACUCACCUCAUAUACCAAGAUGUUUUAUUUAUUUCAGUGGAGAUUUGGUAACUUUAUUUUACUGCUAAUACCAACAGCAACAGAAAUGUAUUUACCAGUAAAAAUUUAGUUAUAUAUUCAAUUUUAUUCCUAUAUAUUUUGAACAUAUUAGAUUAUAAGAUUUAAUAUAGCUAUAUUUUUGACAUUUGUGGACCUUUUUUGUGCACUUUGUAGUCAAAGUUAACUUUUUUAUAUAAUUCUAGCUAGCUUAAGUUAUAUGAAAUAUUUCAAACACUUCUAUAUUCAUGAUCAUUUUCGCCAAUCGUGGCGUGUAGAUUCGACUAAAAUGAGUUUGCUUCGGGGUACGACAUUUAAGUUUAACAUUUCUUAGUGUGAUAGGAUUUUUGAUGGUUUGAGCUAAAGUCUCUUUAUUUCGGUUUGAUAGUUUUUGUAUUUUGUACUGCUUUUUUAUGUAUUAUUAUUUAUGCUUCUUUCCAGCACUUUUUUAAUUUAAUUGUUACUCUCCUAUGUCAUUAUUUUCAACAGCUGUUUUAUUCACGUGAUCAAAGAAGAAAUUGUAUUUCUAA
Hydractinia symbiolongicarpus is the source of this 2476-nucleotide messenger RNA. RefSeq names its product protein CNPPD1-like. Gene Ontology annotation, cellular component: nucleus; cyclin-dependent protein kinase holoenzyme complex. The transcript is spliced from 8 exons. Lineage: Eukaryota; Metazoa; Cnidaria; Hydrozoa; Anthoathecata; Hydractiniidae. Bases 140 to 1420 code for a protein of 426 amino acids. Gene Ontology annotation, biological process: regulation of cyclin-dependent protein serine/threonine kinase activity. Gene Ontology annotation, molecular function: protein kinase binding; cyclin-dependent protein serine/threonine kinase regulator activity. The record is from RefSeq and is a predicted model, not a curated record.